Penicillium concentricum is the source of this 1350-nucleotide messenger RNA. RefSeq lists its product as uncharacterized. Lineage: Eukaryota; Fungi; Ascomycota; Eurotiomycetes; Eurotiales; Aspergillaceae. The transcript has 3 exons. Gene Ontology annotation, biological process: transmembrane transport. The record is from RefSeq and is a predicted model, not a curated record. Gene Ontology annotation, cellular component: fungal-type vacuole membrane. Bases 1 to 1350 code for a protein of 449 amino acids. Gene Ontology annotation, molecular function: transmembrane transporter activity.
AUGGGCCAGCCAAACAUAUCCCAGAGCAAUGCGGCUGCAGCAUGCUCGACGGCCGCCGGUUCGUCCUACACAACAUCGGCCACUGCCUACACUACUCUCACUGAAGAAUCUCCACUAUUCGUUCCCCCAGAUCCUCGCCAACUAGAUGAAGAUCGCAAAGCCGAGAACAAUGAGAUCCCCGAUGGAGGACUCGUGGCCUGGACCCAAGUUCUGACUGGACAUCUGGUUGUGUUCAAUGUAUGGGGCUAUAUCACAUCGUACGGAUUUUUCCAGGAAUACUACGUUGAAACUCUCGAUGUCAGCCCGGCAAAUGCGUCUUGGAUCGGAGCGGUGCAGAUGUUCCUCGUCCAUUUCUUGGCGACUUUCUCAGGCCGGGCAAUGGACGCGGGCUAUCUGAGACAAUGUAUCGUCAUCGGAUGUCUCUUCCAAGUUGCUGGAGUAUUGGCGACCUCGUUCGGCACAAAGUUAUGGCAUUUCUGGCUAGCGCAAGGCAUCGUCAGUGGAAUUGGCCACGGACUCGUCUUCAGCCCCAUGAUCUCGCUAUAUGCGACAUACUUCAGCUCCAAACGAGUGAUGGCCGUCUCGUUGGCUUCUUGCGGGGCAGCGACUGGGGGGAUGGUUUUCCCAGUGGUCGCUUAUAAGUGUUUCAAUAACAUUGGUUUCGCAUGGACUGUCCGGAUCAUGGCGGCCAUUAUCCUGUUCAACAGCGUUAUAAUUGUCAAGCUCACCAGGUCUCGGAUUAUACCUCGGAAUCCUCCUCCCUGGGUUGAUUUCAGCGCUUUUCGUGAACGCCCUUACCUCCUGUUUUCGAUCGGCUCAUUCCUGAUCUUCGAGGGUAUUUACUUUGCAUACAUAUAUCUUAGACAAUAUGCCCAAGCCCACACAGGAUUUACCGCAUCUGAUUCACUUCUCCUUCUCAUCCUGAUGAACGGCGUUGGUGUUCCGUCCCGCAUCGCAUCCGCAUUCGUGGCCGACCGGUGGCUGGGCGCAGUAAGGACUUGCAUUGCAGUCUCAAUCCCUUGCGGCAUCGCCAUUCUAGGGUGGAUUGGUGUACACACCCAUGUUGGCAUGUUUAUUUGGGCCACGGUAUAUGGAUUACUGGUUAAUUGUGCGCAAAGUCAAUUGCCCGCUGCCAAUGCGUACUUUGGAUCCAAAGACCCAGAAAAAUCCGGCACACGUGUUGGGAUGAUCACCACAAUCAAUAGCAUUCCACUUCUGACUGGACCUUACAUAGCAGGACAGCUAAUCGCGUUACGGGGCGGUGAUUACCUGUACGCGCAAUUGUUUGGGGGUAUUUGCAUUUUGACUGGAGCGUUGUUUGUAGUCGGGUCUCACUUUUCGGGGGCCUGA